AUGGCCGUCUUCUCCGCCGCGACAUCCCUCCUCGUCCUCUUUCUCUCUAUUUCAUCUCCCUUUGUUCACGUAGAUUCGGCACCGGCCGUUGAUUGCUCCACCGUGGUACUAAGCAUGGUGAAUUGUGUGGCUUUCGUGACGAUCGGGGGUAAAGAUGAUCAACCAUCGGCUUCAUGCUGCUCCGGUCUCAAGAAAGUGCUCGAUGUGAACCCCGAAUGCUUAUGUGAAGGGUUGAAGAACAGUGACUCUCUCGGAGUCAAAGUGAACGUCACUAAAGCCGCUACUCUUCCCGCCCUUUGCAAACUCACCGCUCCUCCUGUCUCUGCUUGCGCAUGUCAGAUUUUCUCUCUUUGCUUCUCAGAUUUUGUUUUUUUGUUUUUACUCUUGUUUGCAGUGUCUGGUACUCCUCCUGCUAGUGCGCCAGGUACUUGA
Molecule: messenger RNA, 432 nt
Organism: Thlaspi arvense
Lineage: Eukaryota; Viridiplantae; Streptophyta; Magnoliopsida; Brassicales; Brassicaceae
Source: the annotation of a GenBank genome assembly